UGAUGCUUUAUCAGCUUUCCAUCUUGUCCGACGGCAUGGCGGAUGGCGAGGAUGCGAGGAAGGAGGCGGAGGAUGCGAGGAGGGAGACCGCCUUAGCAUCGACACUUCUCUUCCAACCCAACUUCAAGCCUUCUAAGGUUACCCAAGCACAACUCGACAAGCUCAAGGAUCUGCACAGGAAGCGUUUGAAACUCAAGGAAAAAGCAAAGGGGAACCCAAAAUCGAAAGAAAUCGCACAAAGGAGCGUAAGCACAUGCGCGGAAGAUAUUGAUUUCAAGUAUACUACAAGUCCUGCAGCAUGUAAUUCUGACGGGAGUUCGAAGAUUCCUGUAUUUGAUCUAAAGGAUCAGAAUGCUCCAUGUUUAAUCCCCAACAAGAGAAGAAAGCUACGCUGGGGGCUUGAUGCUAAAGAAAGAUGGGAAAGAAAGGCGAACAUGUGAUGGACUGACUCCAAAACAGGGAAAAUCAGUUGUCUGUUCCUAAAUGCUCUCGAAUAUAUAGGCCAUUAUCAUGAAAUCUCAUGGAGUACGCAUGCUGGUCGCUUUGGAACAUUGCCACGAGUCGUGCAAAAUAAAAGACUUUAUACUCCAUUACGAGUUCCUAAGGCUUCUUGGGAGGAUGUGAGCAUAGAUGUUAUGUUGUGUUUGCCUACUGGUUCAUAAGAUGGCAUAUUUUAUUUAUUGCAACUGGCAUCUGGAUGCAACAAGAAUUGCGGAUGUUUACUUCAAAGUUGUAAAACUUUAUGAAAGCCUUUUGACAAUCACUUUUUAUAUGGAUUCUAA
Molecule: messenger RNA, 782 nt
Organism: Zingiber officinale
Lineage: Eukaryota; Viridiplantae; Streptophyta; Magnoliopsida; Zingiberales; Zingiberaceae
Exons: 6
Coding region: 3-440 (145 amino acids)
Source: RefSeq, a predicted model, not a curated record